Archocentrus centrarchus (flier cichlid) is the source of this 3134-nucleotide messenger RNA. It is a transcript of the gene rrp1, whose product is annotated as ribosomal RNA processing 1. Gene Ontology annotation, cellular component: preribosome, small subunit precursor; nucleus. Bases 274 to 3039 code for a protein of 921 amino acids. The record is from RefSeq and is a predicted model, not a curated record. The transcript has 16 exons. Gene Ontology annotation, biological process: rRNA processing. Lineage: Eukaryota; Metazoa; Chordata; Actinopteri; Cichliformes; Cichlidae.
UAAGGUUUCCGCGUGAACGCGCUACUUUUGGAAAACGGAAACGGAAAACACCGUUUCCACGGGCUCGUUCUCGUGUAAACGGGGCCGAAAGUUAAUAAGCAUGAUUUUUCGUGUGUGUGGGGGUGGGGGGUGUCCGUUGAAGUGCUGUGAUUUUAAUAAAGUUUAAAAAAAAAAAAAAAGGAAAAACAACGCCCAACGCGCAUGUGACAUCAUCAGCGCGCGCCAGGCACAAACGUGGGAAGCGUCCACGUGAGCCGGUCAGAGAGAAACGCGAUGGCGGCGGAUCAGCAGGCAGAGGUGCAGCUCGCGCAGAGGUUAGCCUCCAACGAGAGACCCGUCCGGACCCGAGCCAUGAAGAAGCUGCGGAAGUACAUCAGCGUGAGGUCACAGCAAGCUGUGUUCUCAGGUGAGGAGUUGCUCAAACUGUGGAAGGGGCUCUUCUACUGCCUCUGGAUGCAGGACAAGCCUCUGCUGCAGGAGGAGCUCUCCAGGCAGAUAUCCACCCUGAUCCAUGGCUUCCACACCACAGAGCAGCAGCUGUCCUACCUCCAGAGCUUCCUGCAGACGAUGAAGAGGGAGUGGACCGGCAUUGACCAACUGAGGAUGGACAAGUUCUUCCAGCUCGUUCGCUUCAUGGUCAGACAGGCGCUGGAGGUGCUGAGGAGGAGGAGCUGGGACAGCAGCGUGGUGUCCCAGUUCCUGGAGCUGCUGACGGCUCAGCUCCUGCAGAGCGACGACGCGGCGCCGAGCGGCCUGCAGCUCCACGUCCUCGACCUCUACCUGACCGAGCUGGCAACUGUGGGAGCCGCAGAGCUCACCGCCGAUCAGAACCUGACCUUCGUCGAGCCGUUCUGCAGAACAGCAGCGAGAACCAAAGAUCGGACUCUGUUCAGCAGUAUCUGCAGCAGCGUCUUCACCACCAUCAUUGACCAGGCUCCCUUUGCCAUCGAGGACCUGAUGAAGGAGAUGAAGACAGCCGAGGACUCGGACUCGGGACAGGCCUCUGAUGAGGACGACGAAGAGUCAGGAGAGGGUGAAACGAGGAAGAUGGAAGGAGGGAAGAAGCAGGUCAACGGAAAAAAAUCUGACCAAGAGGAGGAGGAGGAGUUUCUUCACUUGGAGAACUUGGACUCAGAUUCACCGUACGAUGAAGACGUGGGGCCGGUGCUGCAGUUCGAUUACUGCGCGCUGGCAGACAAACUGUUGGAGUUCUCCAGUCAGAGCGGCACUCCGGGUCCCAACAGACAGCGACUCUACAAGAUCAUAAAGAUACUGCGGGACCUGAGUGAAGGGAUCUUUCCUCAGGAUGAGUACCCGGAGGAGGUCUCCACGGAUGAGGACGACGACAUGUUCGCCAGCAGGAAGAGGAUGAAGCGGCGGAGACGUCACACGGAGGAGGGUGUGGAGGCGGGGCCAGCAGUGAAGAAAGGGAAGAAAAAGGAGGAGGAGGACGCUGCAGACGUGACCGCUGAAAACAAAAAGAAGAAGAAGAAGAAAAAGAAGAAGAAAAAAGAGCAGCCAGAACAGAUCCAAUCAGCUCACGAAGAAGAAGCAGCACAGGCGCUAAAGGCCACAGACACAGACCACAAGGACCAACCCAAGAAGAAGAAUGAGGCUCCUCCCACCUCAGAGCCAGCAGGCGCUCCAAUAUCAGAGAAGAAGUCGUCCGUGAUCGUUGACACAGGAACCUGCGAGGUGUUUGGAAAAAAAGUGACAGCAGCGCCGCCACCUGAGAGCGACGCUACAGCACCUGCAAAGAAGAAGAAGAAGAGGAAGAAGAAGAAAGCCGAUGGAAGCGCAGAGCAGAUCCAAACAGCUGAAGAAGAAGAAGCAGCAGGAACCAUAAAGGUCACAGAGACGGCGCUGCACUCUGAGGCUACAACACAACCUGACCGCCAGGACCAACCAAAGAAGAAGAAACAGAAAAACGCUAAGACUCCUCCCACAGCCGAGCCGGAGCUUUCAGAGAAGAAGAAGAAGAAGAAGAAGUGCGUGGCGGCUGACACAGGAAGCUGUGAGGCAGAAGAAACAAUAGCACCACCGGAGGGUGAGGCUGCCAUUCCUGCGAAGAAGAAAGAGAAGAAGAAGGUGACAGCUGAGGGAGAGGCACCGGUGAGUGUUGGGAGCUCAGAGACUGAUGACACGCCUGCCACAGGAAGUGGUGCUGCAACACCAGCAAAGAAGAAGAGCAUCACAGCUGAUGAAGAGCAGGCGGCUGAGGCGCCGCAGCUUGCCAAAAAGAUGACAAAGAAAAAAGGAAAACAGGAAGCGACAACAAGCCCGACACCUGCUGAAACACCACAGAAGAAGAAAAAGGAUCAGCGAGAAGCUCCAGAGGAGGGGGGCCACCAGGAGGCCAAUGCUGGGACGACACCAGCGAAGAAGAAGAAAAAGAGCAGGAAGCAGGACGCCGCUCAGCUGGAGGCAGGUGACAUGGUGGACUCUAACACAGAAGCUGCCGUGAAGAAGAAGAAGAAGCGGAAGAUUCCCGUGGUGUUCGAGUUUGAGGCCGACGAGCUGCAGGCAGCAAACGGCCUCGCAGCAGCAGCAGAAGAAGAGACUGCCGCCAAAAAGCCCAGAUGGACAAACGACGAGACGGCCACGCCCCUGAGCAGCAACACGCCACAGAAGAAGAAGAAGCAGCAGGGCAGUGGAGGGUCACCAUCCACCUUCAUCAUGUUUCAGAGCAAAGCCAAACCGCCGACGCCGCUCUUCUGGAAGAUCAAAGGAAACCCGAGCACGCCGGCGAGCGGCAGGAAGAAGUUUCAAACUCCAAAGUCAGACUCCAAGAAAGUGACCUUUGGCCUCAAGAACAAUAAAACAGCUGAGUUCAGGAAGACGGAUCGCAGCCUGCUGGUGAGUCCGGACGGCUCGUCGCGAGUUCCCUUCGACCCGCAGCAGAAACCCAAGUUUGGUGUGUUGAAGUCUCCGCCCACCCCGCUGAACGCCACCAUGAAAAAGACGCCAAUACGCAAGAAGAAGGGCGGCGCCCCACAGACCACGCCCACAUGUCGACCCGUGGCGUCAGACUUUUUCUGACCGGAGCCGUCAGUGAUGGACUGAAAGAAAGUGUUUUUAUGUUCAGUAGAUUCUGUUUGUAUCUCUGAGUGACUCGAAUAAAGUUACUCGUUUUU